AUGGACCUUUUUGGGUCCCUGGACAACACUUUAAGAACCUCUGUGUCAGGCUAUCCUUACUCAGAAGAAAUUCCCAGUCAAAGUAAUGGAGUGCAAGUGACCAUCCCAGACAGUUUUGUGAAUGUGACUGUUGGAUCUGAUGUCACUCUCGUCUGCACCUACACCACCACCAUGGCCUCACUGGACCAGCUUUCCAUCCAGUGGACAUUCUUCCAUAAGGAGUCACAGCCAAUUUCUAUUUACUAUUCGGAAGGUGGACGAGCUACAGCCAUCGGGCGAUUUAAAGAUCGCAUUGUAGGGUCCAACGCUCCAGGUAACGCAUCCAUCACCAUUUCACAUAUGCAACCAGCAGACAGUGGCAUCUACGUCUGUGAUGUCAACAACCCCCCUGACUUUUUCGGCAAAAAUCAAGGCACCCUCAACGUCAGCGUGUUAGUCAAACCUUCUAAGCCCCUUUGCAGCAUCCAAGGAAUACCAGAAACCGGCCAUCCUGUUUCUCUCACUUGCCUCUCGGUGCUUGGAACACCUUCCCCUGUGUACUACUGGUAUAAACUUGAAGGAAGAGACAUCGUCCCAGUGAAAGAAAACUUCAACCCAGCCACUGGGAUUUUGUUUAUUGGAAAUCUGACCAAUUUUGAACAAGGUUAUUACCAGUGCACCGCUAUCAACAUCCUUGGCAAUAGUUCCUGUGAAAUUGACCUAACUUCUUCACAUCCAGAAGUUGGAAUCAUUGUUGGGGCCUUGGUGGGUGCCCUGGUAGGUGCUGCCAUUAUCAUCUCUGUGGUGUGCUUUGCAAGGAACAAGGCAAAGGCAAAGGAAAGGAAGAGAAAUUCUAAGACCGCCACAGAACUCGAACCAAUGACAAAGAUAAACCAAGCUACAGAGUGCGAGGCAAUGCCAAAUGAAGAUGUCAUCCAACCAGAAGCAACUCUGCCGCUCUCCGUCCGUGAUGCUGAGCCUGAUACCACCCCGGGGCCAGAUCAUGAGCCUUUCGCCGAGCCUGAGCCUGCCCCGCAGCCUAAGGCAGCCUCAGGGCCUGAGCUCAUCCCCAAGUCUGAGCUUGUGAUCAAGCUGGAGCCACAGCCUGCCCCUCAACAGGAACAGGAGCCCUAGAUUGUGGUUGAGCCCUUCUCUGACGAGGAGAAGGGAGUGGUUAAGACAUAGGCUGGCGGCCUGGGUACAGUGUCCAUCACUAAGGUACCCAUUACUGGCAUUUGGAAUUCAGCUGACCUAACUAACCCACCACCUCCCUCCGUUCUGACCAACCCUCUUCUAACAAGGUGCUCCUACCAUCAAUCCAAAACAGGCAGGCCAAGAUAACUACUAAAUAAAUGCAAGGGUUCCUGCA
Hippopotamus amphibius kiboko is the source of this 1348-nucleotide messenger RNA. It is a transcript of the gene VSIG1, whose product is annotated as V-set and immunoglobulin domain containing 1. Gene Ontology annotation, cellular component: plasma membrane. The coding region runs from base 1 to 1113 and encodes 370 amino acids. NCBI's taxonomy places the organism in Eukaryota, Metazoa, Chordata, Mammalia, Artiodactyla, Hippopotamidae. Gene Ontology annotation, biological process: maintenance of gastrointestinal epithelium; epithelial cell morphogenesis. The transcript has 7 exons. The record is from RefSeq and is a predicted model, not a curated record.